Echinops telfairi (small Madagascar hedgehog) is the source of this 1329-nucleotide messenger RNA. RefSeq names its product G protein-coupled receptor 152 (gene GPR152). The record is from RefSeq and is a predicted model, not a curated record. Gene Ontology annotation, biological process: G protein-coupled receptor signaling pathway. The coding region runs from base 1 to 1329 and encodes 442 amino acids. Lineage: Eukaryota; Metazoa; Chordata; Mammalia; Afrosoricida; Tenrecidae. Gene Ontology annotation, cellular component: membrane. Gene Ontology annotation, molecular function: G protein-coupled receptor activity. The transcript has 2 exons.
AUGGAGGUUGCCGUGGGAGCCAGCCUGGGCGCCACGGGCCGAGGAGGGCCCCACAGGGAACUGGACGAUGAGGACUACUACCCCCAGGGGGGCUGGGACACGGUCUUCCUGGUGGCCCUGAUGCUCCUGGGGCUCCCGGCCAAUGGGCUGAUGGCCUGGCUGGCCGGCUCACAGGCCCGACACGGAGCGGGCACGCGGCUGGCACUACUCCUGCUCAGCCUGGCGCUCUCUGACUUCCUGUUCCUGGCUGUGGCGGUCUUCCAGGUCCUGGAGAUCCAGCAGGGAGGCCACUGGCCUCUGGGGACGGCCACCUGUCGCUUCUACUACUUCCUGUGGGGUGUUUCCUACUCCUCCGGCCUCUUCCUGCUGGCCGCCCUCAGCCUGGACCGCUGCCUGCUGGCCCUGUGCCCGCAAUGGUACCCAGGGCACCGCCCGGCCCGCCUGCCUCUCUGGGUGUGCUCGGGCGUCUGGGUGUUGGCCACUCUCUUCAGUGUGCCCUGGCUCAUCUUCCCCGAGGCUGCCGUCUGGUGGUAUGACCUGGUCAUCUGUCUGGACUUCUGGGACAGUGAGGAGCUGCCUUUGAGGAUGCUGGAGAUCCUGGGAGGGUUCCUGCCCUUCCUCCUACUAUUGGUCUGCCAUGUGCUCACCCAGGCGGCAGCCUGCAGGCCCUGCCACCGCCAGCCAUGUCCCCCGGCCCCCCGUGGCUUCGCCCGAGUGGCCAAGACUGUCCUGUCGGCCUAUGUGGUCCUGCGGCUGCCCUACCAGCUGGCCCAGCUGCUCUACCUGGCCUUCCUGUGGGACAUCUACCCCGGCUACCUGCUCUGGGAGGCCCUGGUCUACUCCGACUACCUGAUCCUGCUCAACAGCUGCCUCAGCCCAUUCCUCUGCCUGCUGGCCAGCGCCGACCUCCGCACCCUGCUGCACGCUGUCCUCUCCUCCUUCGCGGCUGCGCUCUGUGAGGUCACGCCAGCCCAGUCGCAGACCCAGGGGGACUCUGAGGGACAGACACUGCCAGGAGCUACGGUUGAAGACCAGCCACAGCUAAACCCCACAGCCCAGCCACAGGCAAAUCCCACAGCCCAGCCACAGGAAAAUCCCACGGCCCAGCCACAGGUGAACCCCGAGACCCAGCUACAAGUGAACCCCAUGGCCCAGCCACAGGAGAACCCCGAGAUCCAGACCCCUGACCCUGCUGCCAGCUCAGCCCCGGAUCCUGGUGAUAAUCCCACCCCAGGGACCCCGGAAGCCCCUGCCACACCUGCUGCCCUUGAGGGGGAAAGCCCCUGCAGUGCCCCACUGGAGGAGACCCCCAGUGCAGGCCCCAAGUGA